GAGCGCGAGGUCAUUUAUGAGAGUCUAACCAGAUUCCGUUAUGUCCGUUACGGUUUUAUUCGCUUUAACGGGAUUAACUAAACAGAAAACGUUAACGGUUCGAAAUAAGUCUCUUCAGCGAGUGGAGUUAACGAAUUAACAUUUUCCGUCCGAGUGUGAACGAGUUUAGGACUUUAUUUUCGGUAAGUCCAGAAGCCUGGGUGACGGUUGGGAUCUGAGGGACGGUUGACAUCGACCGUUAUUUAUCGAGCCUCGCGAGCACAGGUGACGUCACACCUCGACUAAGGAGUAAAGCGCUUCUCCUCCAGCUUCUCCUCCGGUCUCUCCUCCGGUCUCUCCUGGAACUAAAGGCGAUGGAGAACGGAGAGAAGGGGAACGGAGGCUACCCGGGGGAGGUGCAGCACUCACCGGGUUCCGCUACGAUCCAGCCAGAGUCCAAGCUGCAGAAACUGAAGCGCUCUCUCUCCUUCAAAUCAGUUAUGAGGAGCAAAAGUGUGGAGAACUUCUUCCAGCGAGCCAACAUGGAAACCCUGCCCACAGAUAACAUCAUUACCAUAGAGGCCCCAUCCGUUGACAUGCAGUCGCCCAGUCAUGAAUACCAUCUCACCUUUGACAGAUCGCCGUCCAUCAGCCCGAACCCGUCUCUGUCGUCCCGUUCACCAUCGCUGAGCCCGUCCCAGUCGGUCAACUCCAAAUCCACGCCCACUCCCCACCCGCAGAGAACGCAUUGUUUCCUGGAAUACGUGUUCCGCCGACCCACUGUCUGCCAGCAAUGCAAGCAAAUAAUCACAGGGAACUCGAAGCAGGGUUUGCGAUGCAAGACAUGUAAGCUGGGAGCUCAUUUAUGGUGCUCGUCUGAACUUUCACAGCAGAUUUGCGACGGAAAGUCGGGGGCCUUCAAGAGGAACUUCAGCUCUCCUCUGCUUACUAAUGAACGGUUUGCUGUCACCAUGGAAGCCACGGCCACUCCAGAACAGGGAAGAUCUGCAGUAGAUCCCAUCUAUGAAGCUCUGCGAUAUGGAACAUCACUGGCACAAAUGAGUCGAACAAGUUUCAGCAACAUCUCGGAGUCCCCCUGUCAUCAGAGUGAUGGAGGAGACGGGAAAAUGGACAGUGAGCCCAUAGCUGAAGAAGAAUUUGCUCCUGACUCUGAAGUGGUUUCACUGGCUGAGAGUGAAAAGAGCGAGACGGAGGACAAAAUAAGUUUGAAGGCUCCGAGGCAUAUCGAGGUUCACACAAUUCACACCUAUGUAGCAUUGUUCAAAUUCCUCCCUCAAGAGACCAACGACCUGGAGCUACAGCCGGGCGAUCGCGUUCAGGUGAUGGAUGAUUCAAACGAAGACUGGUGGAAGGGAAAGAGUCGAGACAAAGUCGGCUUCUUCCCGGCUAACUUUGUGCAGAGGGUGCGCCCUGGAGAACGAGUCUGGAAGGUUACUCAGGGUUUCCACGGCAACCGUGAGAAAGGUCAGAUGACUGUAAAAGAGUUGCAGGUCUGUGUUGGAAAAGCAGACGAGAUGGACGGCUUCCUGAAACUGAGCAGCGGUAAGAAGAGAGGCCUCGUGCCUUCCGACUGUGUAGAGGAGAUAUGAAGAACUUCACACACACGCACACACACACCCCGACGGCAGGGAUACUCCCCAAAACCAACAUUGAACUUCACCUGGACCUACACACCUCUUUCCUUGCUUUAUUGUCUAGAUGAAGAAAAGCAUCUGAUUGGCUGAUUUGUUCUCCAAUCUCGAGCACAUUCAAUCAGUAGAACAAUUCAGGCUGGACUAAUUGCACUGGACGUCCCAGUCGACAUAUUUUUGCCAAUGUUCACAAAAAAACAAUAAAAAUUUAAAUUAAUUGACACAA
Trichomycterus rosablanca is the source of this 1857-nucleotide messenger RNA. RefSeq names its product SH3 and cysteine-rich domain-containing protein 2-like. NCBI's taxonomy places the organism in Eukaryota, Metazoa, Chordata, Actinopteri, Siluriformes, Trichomycteridae. The transcript has 11 exons. Gene Ontology annotation, molecular function: protein binding. Gene Ontology annotation, biological process: positive regulation of protein localization to plasma membrane; positive regulation of voltage-gated calcium channel activity; skeletal muscle contraction. The coding region runs from base 354 to 1589 and encodes 411 amino acids. Gene Ontology annotation, cellular component: extrinsic component of cytoplasmic side of plasma membrane. The record is from RefSeq and is a predicted model, not a curated record.